Messenger RNA from Peronospora belbahrii, 1446 nucleotides. Lineage: Eukaryota; Oomycota; Peronosporomycetes; Peronosporales; Peronosporaceae. The record is from the annotation of a GenBank genome assembly.
AUGUAUGGAAAAAAACCGCGUAUACGUCAUCGCAAGAGCUGGAAGUAUCUCGUGCUUGUGUCACUCGUAUCUCUAGCUGCAUUUACAUUAAUUAUGGAGACAUUCUUUCUUUUAGGACCUCGUGGUGGUACAUAUAUAGGUCUACACAAGUCAAUCGGAUUGGCGUGGCGUAAUUACUUUAGCAAUCAUCUUUUACCAGAGGAAGCGAUUUCCGAUGAAGAUUUGCUACAUCAUGCGCUAUUACGUGAAGUUUGUAUCGAAGAUACCAAUGUAUCAUUGCCGUGGCAAUUUGGUUCACCUGGGAAGCAAGGAAUUGAUGGAACUGCUACUAAUUCCCAUGUCUUAAUGCACGAAACUGAUCAGGACCUGCUACAAAAACUUCGUCAAUGUCCAGAUAUUGAUAUCUUCUUACCAUCUAGUGCUCGUACUUAUGGAUACUGUGAGGAUGCUGCUGCAUAUGUAAAGUACUUGGAAUCUCGACUGUUGCCUGAAUGGAUCAUGACGGCAAAGUUAUACAAUCCGGAUCUGAAACGCAAAGUAGAUUACUUUGACCUAUGCCCAAAGACACCCAUGCUGUUUCUUGACCACCACUGGGGUGGCAUGACCGAGUCACCUCGUUGGCCAAAAGACAAACCUGUCUACAUGAUGGCCAACAUUGAGAUAAUGGAGCUGACGCCCAUGCAUUUCUUACGGGCUGAUGCGGUGUUGUGCAAGUCUUUUGAAUGCUACAAGCGAGUGAUGAAAUGGUUUGAGCAAUACGGAAACCGUCGCGACGCACAGGUAUUUUACACGAAACAUACGUCGUCAAGUCUAGAUUUGUUUGCUCUUAAACGAUUAGCUGGGGCGAGUCAAUCAAAAGGAACGAGAGAAGUGUUGGAAUGCUGGGUUGAGACUCCAGGUUUACCUCCUCUAGACGUGUACAUCGACCGCGAACCAUUCAAUCGUUUGCUUCCGCUCUCGUUUAGAAAUAGAAUUCCGCGUAGCAAGAGCCCCGUCACUCUCCACCUGGGUAUGCUGAAGCCUUUAGAUUACAGCAAGGUCAUUAGUGAGGCUUCAUUCGUCGUAAACCCAAGCUACGGCGAAGGCUACGGUCACAUAAUCAAUCAAGCGCGUGCUACGGGAGCUGUUAUUGUAACGACUGACAUGUCCCCGAUGAACGAAAUAAUAAUUGGAAAUGGCACGGGUAUGCUGGUCUCGGUACAGCGUAGAAAGCAUCCGAUGGUGGUAUUGGGUGGCAACUACAGAGGGACUCUCGGACUAGAGAACGUUGAUGGCCUUGUAGCCUCUUUUGCGGGCUCAGACGUUUGCAGUGUGAUAGAACGAGUAGUUCAGUCCUCAUAUGGACAACGUGUUGAAAUGGGCUUCAAAGCCCGUCGGCAGUACCAUGCAGAUACCAAGUAUUUUGCCAAGACCAUGCAGGAAUUACGAAAUUUUGCUAAAAGAUAA